This is a messenger RNA of Xiphias gladius (swordfish), 1621 nucleotides long. RefSeq names its product cytokine-dependent hematopoietic cell linker. Gene Ontology annotation, biological process: intracellular signal transduction; cell surface receptor protein tyrosine kinase signaling pathway. The transcript has 15 exons. NCBI's taxonomy places the organism in Eukaryota, Metazoa, Chordata, Actinopteri, Istiophoriformes, Xiphiidae. The record is from RefSeq and is a predicted model, not a curated record. The coding region runs from base 311 to 1474 and encodes 387 amino acids.
UAUAUUACUCUAUAUUGGGUUAUGUAAAGAGCAAGAUUCAAAAGAGAUUGCAGCCGUUACUGAUUUCCUUGUUUUAGAGCAGAUUAGUACAUUUUUCCAAUAAAUCAAUGAAUGCAGAAUGAGAUUAUUAUCAAAAGCCGCCCUUUUUGUCAUAAAUCUUAGUGACACCCUUCCCUGCUUUGCUAUUAAUUUCAAAGAACUCAGUGUUAAAAGAGCCUAAGAUUUCUUACAGUAAGAUUGUAUAUUGCAUUGUAUGAAUGUGAUGUAAUAACUGUAACAGGGAUUGUGUGGUAUAAAUGCCAGCACAAAUAUGCAGUUUUUACAAUGUCACAGGUCUAUGAAGGUUGUCUAUUGUUCGCUUAAUAUUUCCAACAUGAAGAAGCUGCAAUUUUUCUGUCAACAGGAUCGCAACACAGCAGGCAGAAACAGAAAUCAAAGAUGUGGUAACUACAACAGCGUCAUGGAGUCUGAUUACGACGUGGUGAAUGACCAGGAGGAAGUGCUGAAUGUGUGCAUACUUCCUGCAAGGCCCUUAAACGAAGAAAGAGAGUAUGCAGACAGGGAUCUUCCAAGGUCAUUAUCAGCUCAGAGCCUUUCUUCACUCUCCAGGGGUAACUCCAACAUCCUCCCUAGAUGUCCACCCAGAGAAAUCCAACAUACUAUAGGGCCUGCUGUAAACAGAGAUCUGAAACCUGGCAGAACAAAGACCAGAUUCGAUAAGAGGUCCACGCUUGUACCGCCAGGAGACCAGCGCUCACACAGGUGCUCUCCAUCUCCUCCACCGUCUACCCUGGAGUUAGUGAAUCGCGUGCCUGGAUGGACUCUACACAAACCCAGCAGGAGCGAUGGACAAGAGAAGGGAAAAAAAGCAGAAUUCUCACAUGCCAUAGGCCUACAGAAUGUGGAAAGUUUGUCAGCGCCCCAUACCAAUCACAGACAUUCUUUGGAUUUGGAAACUCAUAGUAUAGAAAUAAGGUCACAACAAAAUCUAGAAAGGGUGCCAUCCAAACGUCAUCACCAUGAGUGGCCUCAAACCAAAGAAGACUUUGACCAACAUGACUUUGUUCCAAAGGAAAAGCCUCAACAGACCUAUUGUGAAGAAGACUGGUAUGUUGGGGCUUGUAAUCGAGCAGAUGCUGAGCACGCCUUACACCUGGUGAACAAGGAUGGGGCAUUUUUGGUACGAGACUGCUCCAUUUACACCAACAGCGAGCCAUUGGUACUGGUUGUGUAUCAUGAGAAGAAGGUUUACAAUGUAAAAAUUCAGUUCAUCGAGAGCACCUGCAAGUACGCCCUGGGAACAAGACAACAAUCAAAGGAUAUGUUUGACUCUGUGGCAGACAUCAUCAAGUUUCACACCAUAUUCCCAAUAACAUUCAUCAGUGGGAGAAAUAUACCUGGAAACAAAUACCCAGAAAACUGUGUGCUGACAUGUCCAGUAACAAAGAGGGAUGUUGACCUCCUCCUGCAAUAACACAUGCACCAUUCCAGCAAAGAUAAUCUGUUGAAUCCCAUCUGAUUAAUCACAUCUGGUUAUGUGGCUACGUAACCCAAAACAUCGAUUAAAGUUCAUCAUGAGCAUGUUAGGAAAAAGUGUAGACAAAUUGUGAAAGUGUUUGCU